CCGGUGACCAGAGGUAGGGAAGGAAGUCAUCCCGAUCCGGAGUGGACAGGUGGGGAGGGGACGACUUGCCUCGCCGAGGCCGCCGCCCGCCAGGAGCGUGCCCAAGGGCGAAGGUCCGGAGACCUCAGCUCCCGGGCACCGAAGACGACCGCCAUGCCUGCGCGUUGCGUGGCCGCCCACUGCGGCAACACCACCAAGUCCGGGAAGUCGCUGUUCCGCUUCCCCAAGGACCGGGCCGUGCGGCUGCUCUGGGACCGCUUCGUGCAGGGCUGCCGCGCCGACUGGUACGGGGGCAAUGACCGCUCGCUCAUCUGCUCCGACCACUUUGCCCCAGCCUGUUUCGACGUCUCUUCGGUCAUCCAGAAGAACCUGCACUUCUCCCAGCGCCUGAGGCUAGUGGCAGGCGCCGUGCCCACCCUGCACCGCGUGGCCGCCCCGGCACCUACAUGGAAAGAGGAGGGAGCCCAAGCAGGCCGCCCCGACACGGGAGGAGAGCUGCAGGCAGCCAGGCGUUCUGCGGCCGUCCCGGGUCCAGUCUCCGGUACACGCCUCCGGGCUGAGAAGCGCGCUGCAGCUUCACAGAUUACAUGUGAAAAUGAAGUCAUGCAAACCCAAGCCCAUGCUGAUAAUCCAUCUAAUGUCACUUCAGUGCCUACUCACUAUGAAGAAGGCCCAGUGCAUAAAAGUACACAAAUUUCUUUGAAAAGGCCCCCUCACCGUAGUGUGGGUAUUCAAGCCAAAGUGAAAGUGUUUGGAAAAAGACUGUGUAAUGCAACUACUCAGACAGAUGAAUUGUGGUCUAGAACUUCUUCUCUCUUUGACAUUUACUCCAGUGAUUCAGAAACAGAUACAGACUGGGAUAUCAAGAGUGAACAGAGUGAUCUGUCUUACAUAGCUAUAAAGGUGAAAGAAGAGACAUGUGAAAAAAUCAACAUCAAAUGCUCUGAGGUGCUAUAGAUUUUCAAAUCUUUACUCUUUUUGCUAUUGUAAAUCUUUCACUUC
Saimiri boliviensis boliviensis (Bolivian squirrel monkey) is the source of this 1002-nucleotide messenger RNA. It is a transcript of the gene THAP10, whose product is annotated as THAP domain containing 10. The record is from RefSeq and is a predicted model, not a curated record. Lineage: Eukaryota; Metazoa; Chordata; Mammalia; Primates; Cebidae. Gene Ontology annotation, molecular function: sequence-specific DNA binding.